Molecule: messenger RNA, 811 nt
Organism: Rhinichthys klamathensis goyatoka
Lineage: Eukaryota; Metazoa; Chordata; Actinopteri; Cypriniformes; Leuciscidae
Gene: csrp1b
Product: cysteine and glycine-rich protein 1b
Exons: 6
Coding region: 89-667 (192 amino acids)
Biological process (GO): sarcomere organization; muscle tissue development
Cellular component (GO): cytoplasm; nucleus; Z disc
Molecular function (GO): structural constituent of muscle; actinin binding
Source: RefSeq, a predicted model, not a curated record
CUGGACUCAUAUGAGGACUCAGACUCUGCUGUUCGCUCUGUGAUCUUCUAGUGAAGCAGAAUCACACAGACUAUCUAUCACUGCAGGGAUGCCGCUCGGAGGAGGAAACAAGUGUGGCUGCUGUAAGAAGACGGUGUAUUUCGCAGAGGAGGUCCAGUGUGAGGGACAAAGCUUCCACAAGUCCUGCUUUCUGUGCAUGGUGUGCAAAAAGAAUCUGGACAGUACAACAGUAGCUGUGCAUCAGGACGAGAUCUACUGCAAGUCCUGCUACGGCAAGAAAUACGGCCCAAAAGGGUAUGGCUUUGGUGGAGGAGCGGGAACUCUCAGCAUGGACACGGGCGAAGCUCUGGGAAUCAAACCGGCUGGUCAAACAUCCCAUCAUCCGACCAACAACCCCAACCCGUCAAAGUUCGCGCAGAAGCUUGGCGGUUCGGAUGUGUGUCCUCGCUGUGGAAACGCCGUGUACGCGGCAGAGAAGGUGGUUGGAGGAGGAAAUUCUUGGCAUAAGAGCUGCUUCAGAUGUGCAAAGUGUGGAAAGAGUCUGGAAUCCACCACUGUAGCAGAUAAAGAUGGAGAGAUUUACUGUAAAGGGUGCUAUGCUAAGAACUUUGGACCGAAGGGCUUUGGGUUUGGACAGGGAGCUGGUGCUCUGGCUCACGCUCAAUAGAAACACACCUGACAUCGGUGAACCCAGGAGCUCAAACUAGUCACUUAACCACCUACAAACACCUCUAAUAAAUGUUAUACACACAUAAGUGCCAAUUUCGGUGCUCAGUAUGUACUAAAUCCAAUAAACGGGGUUUCAAAGGAA